CUGUGAUGGUAUUCUCAGGUUUGUUGUAAAGCGCAGAAAUAAAAUACUUACAUCUCGUCUUUUUUAAAGUGGCAAAAGCACGGCGUCCUAUUUCUUCAGAAACGGCUUUUUUAUAAAUCAACACAGCGUGUCUGCUCCUGCUGUUCUGCCGACCUUGUGCUUUUAGGAACUCACAGUUUGCUUCAAAAUAUAUUGGUGGAGGUAAAUUGAAGAAUGGACGGUCAGGGCUCAGGCUUCAACCACCCUCCACCUACAAAUUGGCCGAGGGUGAUGCAAAGGAGAGUAGGCAGGAAAAAGCAGCUGCAGCAUUCUGAUAUAGUAUUCACCAAAGGGACAUCCCUCCAGACCAUACCCUCUCUCAGCAAACAGUUGAAUGGGGUCACCGAGUGCAUCAUUGGCCUUCAGUAUGUGUGGGAGUACCGCAGCCCCAGUAAAUCUGUCGCACCACACUACCAGUGCAAACUCUGUGCCGUCACCCGCCUGCAGCCUGAUAUGCUCGCCCAUGUGAAAGGCUGGAAACACAGCUUCAGAUACUUGAAAAAGGCUCACCCUGAAAAGGUCACUCAAGAAGAGGAACAGGCCAUCAAAGACCCUGCUGUAAGGAAGGCCAUCAAAGAAGUUGCAGCUGAGGUGGAAAGGGCAGAGGGCAGGGGACAACUUAAGGUGAUUCUGAGGGAACCUUUUGAAGUUGCUGCUUUCAAAGGACUCCGUUCUGCUGCUCCUAAACCUCUUCCUCCACCAGGACCAGGGCUAGGAUUAAAGGGACCCCCCUUUGGUCUCUUAGGUCCGAGGAUCUCUGACCCGAGGUUUCCAGGGGAGUUUCCUCCUCGGGGUGGUCCUCUGUCUGACUAUCCCGGGGACCAUGGGGAUCACGGGUUCGGGGGCUAUGAUUACGCGACAAAGCAAGAUUUCCUUGACUCUGGUAUGGAUCGAAGACCUUUCCCGGAUGGUAUGGAUCAUUGCCCACCUGGGGUUCGAGAUGGUUUUAGAUCAGGUGGUGGAAGAGAUGGCUAUGGAAGGAGUGGACUACUGGAGGACAACCCAGGAAGAAUGUAUCCUGAUGAGUACAGAGGCAACCAAAUGGGGACACGCUCCAUGGACAGACCAAUGGACAGACCAAUGGACAAGCCACUGGAGAGGCCGGGCCUGAUGGGAGCAGCUCCACAAAUUAGCAACGCUCCUCAUACACUGCUCUCUUACCUGGAUACAUUCCGGAUAGAGAAUGAGAGUGAUGCUCAGCUGGUGCUGAAGGUGACACAGAAACUAACAGAUGUGCUGAUGGAGUACAGACUGAGGAGCGUAUCAACGGGCUCGAGUCUGAACAGCUUGUCAAUGAACUCCACAAGCUUCUCCUCAGGUCCAUCCCGGUUUUACAAAUGACAAUCACAAAGUGGAACGCUUCGAUCUUCUCAUCCCUCUGUCGCGCCGGAGUUGAACAUAAUUUUAUUUUGUGUAGAUGUUAAUGCUUUUAGGCAGUUUUUUUCUGUUGCUACCUAGUUGUAUUUUUUUUUUUUUUUUUUAAGUUCUUUACAAUUCAGGAAGAUGUGUAACAUGGAUGUGUACAGGUUUUCAUCAGUUUUAACUGAACAUGUACCACCAGUUUUAAUUUCCCAUGGCCAUGUUCUAAUAAAAGUAAUGGAGAAAA
This is a messenger RNA of Centropristis striata (black sea bass), 1645 nucleotides long. RefSeq lists its product as uncharacterized. Bases 214 to 1380 code for a protein of 388 amino acids. Gene Ontology annotation, molecular function: double-stranded RNA binding; single-stranded RNA binding. The transcript has 12 exons. The record is from RefSeq and is a predicted model, not a curated record. Gene Ontology annotation, cellular component: precatalytic spliceosome. NCBI's taxonomy places the organism in Eukaryota, Metazoa, Chordata, Actinopteri, Perciformes, Serranidae.